AAUCGAGCGCCCUUGAAAUAAUCGCCAAUCAAACGGGUCAGUUUUCUGACCAAAACACCAGUGACAAAAGCAAUUUAACGUCUCGCAUAUCUUAACAUUAGAACUCAUUCCUACCUUGAGGCAGUGGUGGGAUUUAUUUUGUUUAUUCAUGUUUGAGUUUAAGAGGAAAGGGUCGAAAUAUGUCGAGGAAAUUCAGGUCCGCUUCUCAUAGUGGAAUGUACAGUGUUCGAGGCUCUGAACUCGCGCGCACGGGAAACACAAACCCCCAGAAAAUACGAUGUGUGGUGGAACUUCUAGACGACUCCGAGUUCAUAAUCGACGUUGAUAAAAAUGCCAAGGGGACUGUUCUGCUUAAUGAAGUUUUCCGGCAUCUGGAUAUCCAAGAAAAGCAUUACUUCGGCCUUCAGUAUGUUAGCGACUCCCCAGACAACAUGGUAGGAGGAGCAAAAGAGCAAUGGCUCCAGGAUGAUAAAAUAAUAAGGAAGCAAAAAAAAGGAACACCUCCAUAUAUUUUCUACUUCUGUGUACGUUUCUUUGUAUCUGAUCCAUCAAAGCUAGUUGAGGACUUAACAAGAUACUAUUUUUAUCUUCAAAUAAAGCGGGACAUCCUUACUGGAAGAUUGCCUUGUUUGUAUGAUACUGCUGCUGAACUUUCCUCUUACAUUUUACAAGCUGAGUUAGGUGAUUAUGACCCUAAACUCCACCUGGAUGGCUAUGUCUCAGAAUUCAGAUUCAUCCCUGACCAGACUGAUGACUUUGAGGAAAGAGCGGCAGAGUUCCACAAGCACCACAUAGGCCAAACUCCUGCUGAUGCUGAAUUUAAUUUUCUGGAAGUUGCCAAGACGCUUGACCUGUACGGUGUUGACCUUCACUGUGCAAAGGAUCAUGAUGGUACAGACCUGUUUCUUGGAGUCUCUGCUCUUGGCUUGACUGUCUACCACAACAAAUGCAAGAUCAAUUUUUUUCCUUGGUCAAAGAUAGUCAAAGUGUGCUUUAAACGAAAGAGGUUCUUUAUCCAAAUUCGCCCUGAUUGGAAUGAGUGGACUGAUAACAUCAUUGGUUUCCAAAUGCUCACAUAUCGAUCUUGCAAGAAUUUAUGGAAAGUGUGUGUGGAAUACCAUUCAUUUUACAGAACUCAUUAUCCCAAAGCAACAGAGAAGCGUGUGCUCAGAAUGGGAUCCAAAUAUAGAUACAAAGGGAAGACUGAGUACCAGGCUAUUGAAGAGAGUCGGACCCAUGCUCGGCCUGAGCCCAAGAUUGUCAGGACGCUAAGUAGACGAUACUCUAAACGCAGUGACUCUGGGACCUGGUCAAGAAGCUUGCGACGACUUGAUCUUGACAGAGAAUUUGAGAAAGACUCAAUGUAUGGCGAGAAACAUGCCCCUCCAUUUCACUAUGCGUCUGCACCAAACAGCACGGAAAAACUCGAUAGGACAAAUUUCAAACGUUCUCUGAGCACUAGUGCUAACGUUGGAGCAACUAAGUCAGGGCUUACCCCAGAACUACAGGCUAAUGGUUCCACACCACAAGAAGGACUUAUCACUGUCAGAAUGGAGCCUGACAAGGAAGGCCGAUUUGGAUUUAAUGUGCAGGGGGGUGCAGACAUCAAUCUGCCUGUGAUUGUAUCAAAGAUAGCUCGUGGAACACCGGCAGAUUUGUGUAUGCCUCAGCUACAAGAAGGAGAUGAGAUUAUCUUUAUCAAUGGGCAGGCCAUGAAGGGACUCAUCCAUCAAGAGAUUGUUGACUUAAUCCGAAGUGUCAGUCAGUCAAGAAGCAAUACCCUGAUCUUGACAAUCAGACCAAAUGUGUUUGCACCUAAUGGUUCCCGGUCACUGGAUGAUUCUCCUGUUCACACGGUCUCUGUAGAGCAAUACAAUGCACAGGAACUUAAGCACGAAAAGGAAGUAGAGGCAGCUCUUGUAUCCAAGAGGGAAAAGCAACAGCAGAGGGACUGUGAAGGCCUCAAAGUCUCCAUAGAACAGCUUAGGGAGAACCUAGAAAGUGGAGACCUCCUUGUAUAUUUCCAAGAGCUGUACAGAAAGAAGCCAGGGAUGGCAAUGGAUGACGCCAGAAAACCAGAAAAUCUUCCUAAAAACAGAUACCGUGACAUCCUUCCAUAUGAUGAAACUCGUGUCAAGCUUUUCAAAGGCAGUGAUUACAUCAAUGCAAACUUUGUCAAUAUGGAGGUGCCAUCCCGUGGGAUUGUGUUACGAUACAUUGCAGCUCAAGGUCCUCUUGAAAAAACCUGUGGGGAUUUCUGGCAGAUGAUAUGGGAACAAGAAUCCACUUUGGUCAUAAUGCUGACUACAACAAUGGAACGAGGAAGGGUCAAAUGUCAUCAGUACUGGCCUGAAGGUGAAGACACCUGGACUUUUGGAAACCUGGAGGUGGUGUGUAACAAGAUCCGCGAUUUCUCUCCAUCGUAUGUGUACCGAGAGAUGUAUGUCACUGAUACCACGACGCUGCGAAGUCGAGUUAUCAUCCAACUUCAGUACCUCGCAUGGCCGGACCACGACGUCCCGGAUGACGCGACCGACUUCCUUGAGUUUGUUCACAGUGUGAGGCAUUACCGCGAGGGGACGAGUACCCCAGCCGUCGUUCAUUGCAGCGCUGGCGUGGGCCGGUCCGGCGUACUGAUGUUCAUCGAGACCGCUUUCGGAAUGAUCGAAGGCGCAGAACCCGUUUAUCCACUCGAGCUUGUUCGACGCAUGCGCGAUCAGCGAGGGUCUCUCAUUCAGACGCCCGGCCAGUUUUUGUUCGUCUGUGAAGCUACGCUAAAAGCGUAUGACGACGAGGUGGUUCGUCCAUUGCCAAUAAGCUGAGAUUAAAAGAAACCGAAUGAACUCAAACUAACACGUGCCCGUACGUGAGUAGAAAUGAUACCACGCGCCUGGAACGCGCGCCACUCGAAAUCGACAUUCCCCCUUGACGUCACCAUCAGCCGUCCAAUCAGCAACCGACGCAUAGCAGUCAAAAUAUGGAAAUAGAAAAUGGAACUGUUACUUCUCAACUUCGUCCAGAUGUUUGAUACAGGGAGCGGUGGAUAGAUUAUUAAAGAAACAUUUUAACAGACGUAGUCAGCUUUAAGUUAUGGAUAUCAAUAGCGGCCUUACUACCGCACAAGGCAAAAUAGUGCGUCUGUAAAUUAGCUGAAACAGCAUGUAAAACAAUCUAUUUUAUACUAAACUUUCACUUAGCUUUAAGAGUUUGAGUUUGAUUUUAACCAUAAUUGAACUAGCUAAGAAUUGACAGUAAGUUAGCUAGGGAGCUGGAACAGUUCCUAUGUGCUCAUGAAUAGAAGUUUUCUGCUAAUGUC
This is a messenger RNA of Nematostella vectensis (starlet sea anemone), 3316 nucleotides long. Its product is annotated as tyrosine-protein phosphatase non-receptor type 4. Gene Ontology annotation, biological process: protein dephosphorylation. Bases 180 to 2822 code for a protein of 880 amino acids. The transcript has 34 exons. Gene Ontology annotation, molecular function: protein binding; protein tyrosine phosphatase activity. NCBI's taxonomy places the organism in Eukaryota, Metazoa, Cnidaria, Anthozoa, Actiniaria, Edwardsiidae. The record is from RefSeq and is a predicted model, not a curated record. Gene Ontology annotation, cellular component: cytoskeleton.